Molecule: messenger RNA, 1961 nt
Organism: Ictidomys tridecemlineatus (thirteen-lined ground squirrel)
Lineage: Eukaryota; Metazoa; Chordata; Mammalia; Rodentia; Sciuridae
Source: RefSeq, a predicted model, not a curated record
AUGGACAGCUCAUAUAACAUUUCGCUGUCUGUGCAGAUGGGUACAAAGGCUGUGCUCUGUUGCCCUCAUAUUCCACCAACAUCAGUGUUGAUACUAACAACAUGGAAAAUACACCUCAGAGACAAGCCUUUGUGCAUCAUGUCCCUCCAUGGAGAAACAAAUCAGACCGGGAACAACAACUGUACUGAUGGGAGAAUCUCCUGGGCCUCCAGACCUGACCAGAAUCUUGAACUUCAGAUCCAUCCAGUGUCCAUCUCACAUGAAGGGGAUUACAGGUGUGAAAUGGGAGCAACUGAUGGAAAUUUUGAACAUACAUAUCACCUCCAAGUGUUAGUGCCCCCUGAAGUGACCCUGUCUCUGGAGAAGAACAGAACUGUGGAGUGCAAAGCAAUUGCAGGCAGGCCAGCUGCACAGAUUUUUUGGGCCCCGGAGGGGGAUUGUGUCACUGGGAAAGAAUACCAGGACAAUGGCACAGUGACGACCAGGAGUAGGUGCCAUUAUCCAGAUGGCAAUCUGUCCACCGUGACCUGCUUGGUCUCCCACCCGACUGGCAACAGGAGUCAAUCCAUAGAUCUGCUUCCUGGUGCCAAAGGAUCAGGAAACCUGUAUUAUCUAUACAUCUUCAUCCCUGCUAUUUUGUUCAUUGGGGGAUUCAUUUGUUGUUUGAAAAUCAGCGGUUACAGCUUAUUUCAUCUUUCUAGAAAAUGUAAAUUGAAAAAACCAGAAGCUACUACAGUUGUUGAGGAGGAUGAAAUGCAGCCCUAUGCCAGCUACACAGAGAAGAAUAAUCCACUUUAUGAUACUGUAAACAAGGUGGAGAUACCUCAGGUGUCACAAAGUGAAGUUGAUGGCACGGGCCUCCAUACUUUAUAAAUUAUUGGACUCUUAACACCAAGAAAAACAAGUCAAGAUACAGUCCAACUACUGUUUGGCUUUUCUUACAGUUGUUGAACAGAAGACCUAUUUUAAAAUUAGUCUUCCUAAGGUUCUUGGAGGACAGAGGUUUUCUAAUGAAUUUGCAUGUCUAUCUUUCUGCAAUUGGAAUUUUAGACUCAGCUGCUAUUUUUUGAAGAACUGACGUUAUUAUCACAAAGAAAGUGCAUGCUCAUGAUAACAUUUGAAUGGUGCAAUACAAUGAAUAGUGAAAUGUUUCCUCAAGAAAUAAUUUUCCAGAAGGAAGAAUCAUCAAUAGUUUUUUAUGUAUUAUUCUAGAAAUUUCUAUGUACAUAUGACAUGUGUAUAUGCCUGUGGUGGUUGUAUGCAUUUAUAUGUCAUUUUACAUAUGUUUUUGUACUAUUAUGUAUAUACAUAUAUAUAUAUAUAUUUACACAUUUCUUAUCAAGAUACAAAUGGGAACAUACUGUAAUGCUGUUAUAUUCUUAUAAAAAGCUAAUAAUGCAAACUUAGAGAUCUUUUCUUAUCAGCAGAAGCAAAGCUACCUCAUUCUUUUGUAAUGACUACAUAAAUUCCACUAUAUGAUAAUUUAAUUAGCCCCUGCCCUAGCGGUGAACAUUUAGAUUGUUUUAAGUUUUGUUUGUGGUAUAAACAAUAUAAUGUCAAAUGUUUUAUCUGGAUAUAUCUCUUUGCAUUUGUUUAAGUGUGUCUGUAAAAUAAUUUUCUUGAGUGCAAUUGGUGGAUCAAUUGGUGUUCAUUUUUAUGUCAAAUUGUAUGAACUUUCUUUCCUUUCAACAGUGUUUGUGCCAUUCCUAAUACUCUUAUUGUGAUAAGAGAAAUUCUCAAUUCCUCAGUUCCAUUUUUUUCUUUUCAUUAACCAGUGGUCUAAUAUGAUAUAAAAUUAUAAUAAGAAUCAUACCUUUUAAUAAUAGAUUUGUAUUUUUUCAUGUUUGCAAAGGAGAAAACACACGUGAAAACUUUGUAUUCUUCUGAACAUAUUGUAUCUCUAGAGAAGUGUUGACACCUAAUGCCUAAAUUUUGUAGACGUUAUAAAUUGGCAUUACGUA